Messenger RNA from Rhinolophus ferrumequinum (greater horseshoe bat), 2856 nucleotides. RefSeq names its product DNA replication fork stabilization factor DONSON (gene DONSON). The record is from RefSeq and is a predicted model, not a curated record. Gene Ontology annotation, cellular component: nucleus. NCBI's taxonomy places the organism in Eukaryota, Metazoa, Chordata, Mammalia, Chiroptera, Rhinolophidae. The coding region runs from base 59 to 1747 and encodes 562 amino acids. Gene Ontology annotation, biological process: nuclear DNA replication. The transcript has 11 exons.
GCGCGCGGGAAGCGCCUGCGGGUUGGCCGGCCCGCUCACCUAUUCGCCGCCUUGCAUCAUGGCCUUUUCGGUUCCCGGCUACUCGCCCAAUUUCAAAAAGCCCCCCGAGACUUUACGGCUACGACGGAAGAGGGUCCGGAGCCUUGGGGCCGCCCUCCCGCCCGGGGAGCCGCCCGAGCCGGCAGCCCGCCGCGCUCCCCUGGCGGACCGGCUGUCCCUCCGCCCCUUCCCGGCGGCGGCAUCAGGCAGUGACGGCGGUGGCUCGGCCACAGUCGGGAGGAACCCCUUCGCCUGCCUAGACAACCGGCCGCCGGUCGCCGCGGAGCCCCACGACGGGCCGUCCCGGGACCAGCAAGAGGCGCCGAGCCGGUUUUUAGAUUCCAAUCAAGAGAAUGACUUGCUUUGGGAAGAGAAGUUUCCUGAAAGAACAGCCGUUAAUGAGUUACUCCAGACUCCACACGUAUCAUUCUCCGAAUCUGAUAUCCCAUCCUCAGAAAGUACUGAGUUACCUGUAGACUGGAGUAUUAAAACUCGACUCCUUUUCACCUCUUCUCAACCCUUUACCUGGGCAGAUCAUUUGAAAGCCCAGGAAGAGGCUCAAGGUGUCGUCCAGCAUUGUAGGUCAACAGAAGUUACUCUGCCUCAAAGUAUACAGGACCCCAAACUCUGCACUGAGCUUCGUUGUGCCUUCCAACAGAGCCUUAUCUAUUGGCUCCACCCUGCCUUUCCGUGGCUGUCAAUGUUCCCUCGGAUUGGAGCUGAUAGAAAAAUGGCUGGAAAGGCAAGCCCUUGGUCAAACGAUGAAACCCUGCAACACGUUUUAAUGAGUGACUGGUCUGUGAGCUUCACUUCUCUAUAUAAUCUGCUGAAGACAAAACUUUGCCCCUAUUUCUACAUUUGUACCUAUCAGUUUACUGUCCUGUUCCGUGCAGCAGGAUUAGGAGGAAAUGAUGUAAUCACAGCUCUCAUAUCUCCUACAACUAGAGGUAUAAGAGAAGCUAUGAAAAAUGAAGGUAUUGAAUUUUCUCUGCCUUUGAUAAAAGCAAAUGGCCAUAAGAAGAAAGCAUCUGGAACAAGCUUGGGACAUGGGGAGGAGCAAGCAAUCAGUGAUGAGGAUGAAGAAGAAAGUUUUUCCUGGCUAGAAGAGAUGGGUGUGCAAGAUAAAAUUAAAAAACCAGAUAUACUGUCUAUCAAGCUGCGUAAAGAGAAACAUGAAGUACAAAUGGAUCACAGACCUGAGUCUGUUGUGCUGGUGAAGGGAACGAACACCUUUACAUUGCUCAAUUUUUUGAUCAACUGUAAGAGUUUAAUUGCUACUUCAGGUCCACAGGCAGGACUUCCACCAACCCUCUUAUCCCCAGUAGCUUUCCGAGGAGCCACAAUGCAAAUGCUUAAGGCACGAAGUAUAAAUGUGAAGGCACAAGGUCUUUCUGAAUACAAAGAUCAAUUUAGUUUGGAGAUUACAGGACCUAUCAUGCCUCAUUGUCUAUAUUCUAUGACCACGCUCCUCAAAUCUUCACAGAGUGGGUCAUUUUCUGCAGGGCUGUAUACCCAUGAGCCAACUGUUGUAUUUAAUAUCUGCCCACCAAUGGAUAAAGUACUGGAUAAGGCGACUGUUCAUGAGGAGCUUGCUAACUGUGGGUUGCACCCUAAGACUCUGCACCAAAUCAGUCAAACACCAGUACUGGGGAAGUCAUCUUUACGGAAUGUGGAAAUGAGUGGCUACAUUUAUAAUUGGAGAUCCUGAACACCAAAGGAGAAUUCCUCAACCAGAUGUUUGCUAAUUCUGCCAGUAUGCUUUCCUAAACCCAGGCGAUACUGCAAUUCCUCAAAGAGAAUGUUCCCUGGAAUUAUACAUCUACAAAUGUUUUCUUCCAAUAAACUACCUUUUAUGACACAAAGAACUCUGAUCAACUUGUACAAGCAAUAAAAUGACAGUGACGUAAUUAGCAUAAUGUCCUUUUCUAAUUUAAAGUUUGAAUUAACUAGCUAUAUCAUAGGAUGAUUCUCAUGUUAUUUCAAGCCUAUUUGAGUCUAUCAAUAUAAUAUAUUCCCUCCAAUUUGAAAUAAAAUGGCAACACAGUAUUCUACAUGGAUGACAAUGUAGAAAUUCUGAUGCAAACAAUUUGGUCAGAGCUAGUCGGUUUCAAAAGCUAUUAAAACAAAAUAGUUUAAUUGCAUUAACUUCAACUUAACUUUCUAUUUGAUUACAAAGAUAGGGAAAAUAAAUUCCAGUUUUAAAUUUUCCAGUUUUUAAAAAUCAGGCUUUAAAACAAGCUAUUGAAAUCACAAUUAACUGGCACUCCCAUAUGAUAUUUAAGACAUUAUUCUAAGGGAAGAAAUUAUUUAAAAGGUACCAAUUGGCUGUUAUCUAUGUUAUCCAAGUGUACUUUUAAUAGUUAGUUACUACAUGCAAGCUAGACCCCAGGUAUCUGAUAACAGUAGCGAAAUAUAGGUAGAUACAAAAGUCCCAAGGUGCUCCAAACACAGGGCAAUGUGAAGAGGUAGGUAACACUGUUGGCAGUAGGUGAUCUACUUCCCAACCCAACAGAACUCAAAUUACUGAGCUUGAAAAGAGGGAUGUGUAAAAAGGGUUUAUAAGGUGAAGACAAAAUAGCACUCUACUAGGAAAUAUAGGGACUAUGUGGAAUAAAGUAUCUGAGAAAGAAAAAACAAUCAAAUCCUAGAAGGAUAAGAAUGUAUUCCUUGUCAAGAGAAAACAAUGGAAAUUCCACUUUCUAAAUAUGAAAUCUAGUUAAAAUUUUAAUCAUACAAAUAUAUAUGCAUACUUAUAUUUAGCAACUAAUGUAACAGAGGUUGCCUUUUCAAAGCUCAAAUUAGUGUUUCCAUCUAUGU